AUGGCAUUCAAAAAGUUCCACAAAGUCAUCAGUGACAAUUUUCUAACGUGUCACAUCUGUCUUCACAAGUAUGAAGACCCGCGUGUCCUCCCAUGCUAUCACACUUUCUGCCUGACUUGCCUUGAUCAGCAAGUGGCAGCGAGUAGAACGGGACGCAAUAUCACGUGUCCAGUGUGCCGUCAGGAGGCACCUGUUCCACCAGGUGGACUGGAGAAACUUGCCCGAAUCUCCUUUUUGUCCAAGAGGACAAUGUUGGACUUCCUGACAAAGGAAGAUGACGAUGUUGUUGUGUGUCGUGACUGUAUUCUCACCAAACACAACAAACACAAUUGUGUAGACAUUGCAGAUGUAGCAGAAACGCAUAAAGAGGAUAUAGAAAGCGCCUUUAACAAUCUAUCUAAGAACAUUUCACUGUUUGAAAAUGCAGAAUCGGAAAUAUCCAUGCAACAGAAAGCUGCAAUUGACGACGUAAGCAAAACGGUGACCGACAUAGAACAACAGGAGGCGGAUAUUAUAGAAGAAGUUCAGCGUAUUUCUGCUCAGUUGAUAGCGGAAGCAAAAGACCACGCCACGACGCUCGUAAAAUCCCUGGAGGCUGAGAAAGAUGGCGUUCAACUACAAAAGGUGUCCAUUCACAGAACAUGUGAGUUUGCCAAGCAGCUUGUUCAACAUGGCUCCGACACGGAAGUGAUGAUGCACGCUAAACAUAUCCAAGCUAGGAUGAAAGAGUUGAGGAAACUUAAACCCACCUUUCCGGCAGAAACGCAAGACAGCACUUCUAAUGAGGAAAACAUUCCAGUGAAAUGUUUUGUUCUUGUGAAGAAGUAUAAAUGGCUAAAUACUGCAUCUUUGGUGAAUGAGUUUGAUAGCAACAUUGGAUAUUUAUGGGACAUAUCAUGCAGUCAAAGUGGGACAAUAUAUCUAGUUUAUAACCAGCCGGGAAAACUUACAGCAAUAUCACCAUCUCAUAAGGUGAUAUUUCAGGUUCAUGUACCAGACCCCAGGGGUGUCACCGUGCUCAGUGAUGACAGAUUGGUGGUUACAUGCCGGGAUGGAUGCCGAGUUUAUUCUUCCUCCGGGGAACAUGUCCAAACAUUUGGUCAAGGUGACAUGUCCUACCCCCAGGGUGUUACAGUGGACAACGAUGGACACAUACUUGUCUGUGACAGGAACAAUAAAUGUAUCUGUGUGUAUGACGCUGUGAAGUACCAUCUUAUCAAUAAGAUCACUGUUCCUAUGUGUAAAGCUCCACGAUAUAUUGCAGUACUCCCAUGUCGUGACACCAUUGUGGCGAGUGCCUUUGAUGAACACUGUGUAUAUGGAGUGACCCCCAAGGGUGAUGUUGUGUUCCAGUGCGGAACACUAGGUGAGAGCGGCUCAGGUGAUAGAUACCUGCGUUUCCCCUGGGGAGUGUGUACAGACAGCGUGGGUCACAUCUUUAUUGCUGACCAGUACAAUAACAGGGUGGUUGUUCUGACCUCAGAUGGUCAACUGUUAAGAUACGUGAUGGGUCGACAACAGGAUUCCGUACCACUGUGUGUUACCAUUGAUACCAAAGGACAUCUUUUAGUGGGGGAUAUUGGAGGCAAG
Messenger RNA from Lingula anatina, 1590 nucleotides. RefSeq names its product E3 ubiquitin-protein ligase TRIM71-like. Lineage: Eukaryota; Metazoa; Brachiopoda; Lingulata; Lingulida; Lingulidae. Gene Ontology annotation, molecular function: zinc ion binding; protein binding. The record is from RefSeq and is a predicted model, not a curated record.